Molecule: messenger RNA, 914 nt
Organism: Capsella rubella
Lineage: Eukaryota; Viridiplantae; Streptophyta; Magnoliopsida; Brassicales; Brassicaceae
Exons: 2
Coding region: 120-608 (162 amino acids)
Source: RefSeq, a predicted model, not a curated record
CUUCCUCACUCCCUCCUCUUCCCUCUUCCCUCUCUCUUUUUCUCUCAAGAUUUGCUCUGUUCAGAGCUUCAUAUCGCAAAGAAACAGAGCACACUCACACACACACAAAAAGUUAUACGAUGUUGCUCGGAAAGAGACAGCGUCCACCGAUUAACAGAACCACAAGUCUAUCAGAGAUAAAGUUCGAUCUGAACCUUCCCAGCGAAUCAGAGCCAUCAGAUCAACAGAAUCCAACUGCCGUAGGACCGUACGUUUCCAACGGUCAACUAGUAACACCAGCCGCUGAUCAAAACCGUGGGUUCUUAGAUCAACGGCUCUUGUCUAUGGUCUCACCUAGAGGUAACCCGAGGAGACACUCUGGCGAUUUCUCCGACGCUGGACAUUUCUUGAGAUCUUGCUCGCUUUGCGAACGUCUUCUUGUUCCUGGCCGUGACAUCUACAUGUAUAGGGGAGAUAAGGCCUUUUGUAGCUCAGAGUGUAGACAAGAGCAAAUGGCACAAGAUGAGAGGAAAGAGAAGGGUAAAUCAGCGCCGGUGAAAGAAACAGCGGCCGUGGCAGCCCCGGCGAGAGCGAAGCCCGGCAAAGGAAGAGCCGCAGCCGCAGUGUAAUCCCCCCCACCCCACCCCAUUUUCACAUAUAUAUAUAUAGCUCUAUAUAAUAUAUGUGUUGGUUUGCUAUGUGUUUGUAUAUGAUUAUGAUGGGUGAUACAUAUAUAAAGCAUUAUGCGAUUAAUUAACUGUGAUUGAUUAACCGUGUUAAUCACCCUCGUGUGUUGUUGUGGUUGAAAUUAGAUGAUUUUCCCGAGGGUUCAAGUGUUACAAGUUUUGAUCUAUAUGAAAUAAGAAAAAUCAAAUGUAUGUGAGACUUGUCUCUUUAUCAACUACUUAAUGAGAAACAAUUUAAGAUUACGUAUU